Molecule: messenger RNA, 1098 nt
Organism: Helobdella robusta
Lineage: Eukaryota; Metazoa; Annelida; Clitellata; Rhynchobdellida; Glossiphoniidae
Exons: 2
Coding region: 1-1098 (365 amino acids)
Molecular function (GO): DNA binding
Source: RefSeq, a predicted model, not a curated record
AUGGUAAGAAAUUACAUAAGAAAAUCCACCAGAUGUUCGUCUUAUAAUGAUGAAUCAUUGAAAAUUGCUGUUGAAUCAGUAACGAAUGGCAUGCCACUAAAAACGGCUGUCAAAAAAUAUGGGGUCCCUGCAAGAACUUUAAAAAGGCAUCAGAUGGCCAUGACCAAAUUUCCUGGAAAAAUUAGGCUGGGACAUUUUCACUCAAUUUUUACAAAGGACCAAGAACUAGAACUAGUAGAAAUUAUUAAAAGUAUGGAAAAAUCACUCUUCGGAAUGACCACAACAGACGUCAGGAAAGUGGCUUUUGAAUUUGCCGAAAAAAUGAAAUUAAGCCAUCCAUUCAAGGUUGAAAUGAAAAUGGCAGGGAUAGACUGGAUGUAUGGUUUUUUAAAAAGACAUCCAACGCUAUCUAUUAGAAAGCCGGAAGCGAUAAAUUUAUCACGGUUAGUUGGCUUCAAUAAAGAGCAGGUAAAAAUAUUUUUCGACAUAUAUCUUGAAACUCUCAACAAUGGAAAUUACAAUGCUAUGAAAAUAUGGAAUGUGGAUGAAACUGGAAUCUCAACUGUUCAGAAACCAGUGAAAAUUGUUGGCAGCAAAGGUCUUUGGCCACCGAAUAUGAACGUAUUUUCAGAUGAAGAUUUUCAUCCUUCGAAUUUGACAGAUGAACCGUUACCAUCAUCUGCUUUAGAUUUGAAUUUACAUUCAAAUUCAUUGAUUGAAACCAUUGAAUCAGUGGUUGAAGAUGACCCAAACCAAUCAAUUUCUUCAAAAAGCCUUUUGGAGUCAAUUGUUGGACCAAUAAAAUCAUCAACGCCACGAGGUAGAAAAAGAAAAUCUGAAAGAGCUACCUUGCUAACGUCCUCACCAAACAAAAAAUUGCUACAAGAAAAAGAUGAUCAAAAUUGUAAAAAGAUAAAGCGUUCUAAAGAUUUAUUAGAUAUAAAAAGUAAAACGGUGAAACGAACCAAAGAUACAACUCCAUGUGGGACUUGCACACAAAUUUUUUGUAAAGAUGUAACUGGGCGUCAGUGGAUCAAAUGCCAAAAAUUAGAAGAGGAUUAUAAUGACAUUUUUAUUUGUAUUGAGUGUGAUGAUUAA